This is a messenger RNA of Drosophila busckii, 934 nucleotides long. RefSeq lists its product as uncharacterized. The record is from RefSeq and is a predicted model, not a curated record. NCBI's taxonomy places the organism in Eukaryota, Metazoa, Arthropoda, Insecta, Diptera, Drosophilidae. The transcript has 2 exons. The coding region runs from base 40 to 900 and encodes 286 amino acids.
GUGCCAUAGCCAAACAGUCGGCAAACGAAACGCACCAAGAUGAUGAAGAACUACACAGCUUUGCUAUUGCUGCUGGGCGCGCUAAGUGGCGCUCUGGCCGCCAGCAAUGUGACUGCACCCAUGGAUGACUAUGUGCGUCAAAGUCAGCGCCAGUACGAUGCGCGGCUCAAGCAAAUGGAGGAUGAACUGGCAGCCUUUCGCAAGACCUAUGCCAAGCAGCUGGAGUCCAUAAAUGUGGAUACCGAACAGCUGCAGCUGAAGCUGGAGGAGACCUCGGCACGUCUGGCUCCCAUGGAGCUGAUCGAUCAGUGGCACAAGCAGUGUGUGCAAAACUAUAGCGCCACCAUACCCACCAUCUAUACAGUGCGCACUGCUCUAACCAGCUGCAAGGUAGCUGCAGAAAAUCAGAUCAACAAUGUGCUCUCCAGUGCGACGAGCAACUACAACAGCUUAAAGAGCUACUACAACAACAAUCUGCAGACUAUGCUGAAGAACUGUGAGAAGCAGCAUCCCACAUCCCAAGUCAACUACACAAACUGUGUCAUCAGCGCAAUCGAUACAACCAAUACCUAUACCAUGAAUAUGCAAAAGAGCUUUAACACCAAUAUGCAAGCAGCUGAGUGCACUGCAGACACGCGCGUUAAAACUGCCUGGGAAUGUGCCUUCAAUACCGUCUAUAGCACCAGCAGCACUUUGGGCACAUCCCUGCGUCUCAUUGAUGAUUGCAUUGCCAAUCGCCUGGCCUGCGCUUCCGUUUCCUGCUCUAGUCGCUGCAGCAACAAAAUGGCUUUGAACUUUGCCAGCGAGGAUUUCAACAACUCCACCAUAAGAAAUCCAUUCCAGGGACUCAACAGCCAAAUUGGCUGCAUGGAAGUGCUUUUCGCUCCAAAACUUUACUAAGCAAACAAAAUAUAUUUUAAUUAUUCAAGCAGCA